Molecule: messenger RNA, 507 nt
Organism: Nerophis lumbriciformis (worm pipefish)
Lineage: Eukaryota; Metazoa; Chordata; Actinopteri; Syngnathiformes; Syngnathidae
Source: RefSeq, a predicted model, not a curated record
AUGUCGCAGGAUGCGGAUCUGAAUUUGCCCCUGGUCCGCUCCCUCCACACUCACAUUCCAAUGAGUCUCGUGUUCUGUAACCGCAGUCCCCGAGUAGUACAGCCACUUUGGAUUGAUUUCCGAGGGGAGCCACGGCCGUACAACGAUUUACAACCGAGAACGGGACGUAUAAUGAACACCUACGUCGGCCACCCAUGGAUGUUCAAAGAUGUCGAGAGUGAAGACCUUCUGAGAGUGAAUGGAAAAGAGCUCUUCCUUCCUGCUUUGGCAGAUGGUGGAAGUGCUGCAUUUGUAAAUAUUACACUGCCAAUUUACAGCCUGAAGGAGCGGGCCCUCCAGGUGAUUCGACGCCUCGUCCGGCCUGAGGACUACAGGAGUUUGGAAAUAGCGCGGUGUCUAAUUGAAGAGCUGGAAGACCCGCCCAGUUUGUUGAAAAGUUUACGGCGGCUAAACCAACGCGUGGAGCGCCAUCUGAUCGACAGAAUCCAACGCCAGGGAGAGUUAUGA